Molecule: messenger RNA, 1771 nt
Organism: Esox lucius (northern pike)
Lineage: Eukaryota; Metazoa; Chordata; Actinopteri; Esociformes; Esocidae
Product: CMRF35-like molecule 6
Exons: 6
Coding region: 1106-1771 (221 amino acids)
Source: RefSeq, a predicted model, not a curated record
UCUCCUUCAGUAAAGACUCAGAUGUCCUUCACCAACCAGACAGUGUUAAAUACUCCUCUGUUAGAGGACAACAUUUCAACCAUGAGGUGGUGACUUACUCUACCAUAAAACGGAAAUCCUCAGGGUGACAUCCACUAUUUGUGUGUGUUUCAGUCACCGCUGUAAGUUAUUGCGUGCUUUAAAACAAUGAGUAGUUUGAUAGUUUUCACUGGAGUGUUAAGUGUUUUCAGGCGUUGUUCUAGUUUUUUGUGUGUUUCUUUUUGAGGCCACCGCCCACAGGAAAUGAUGCAGUCUUGGGGAGUCAAAUAAAUAACCUAACAUUGCUAUCAUGGUUGUUACAGCAAGUUGGGCUUUUGCGCACACAGAUGCUUGGGCUUGGCAGCUUGUGAGAAGUAAAAUGUGAUUGGAUCAUAGUAAAAUAAGGAACUUUAAGACUGACAGACGUGGCAAAUCAUGAUAACCUGUCACAUUCGAAUCAAGCGGCAGGUCAAUCAAAAACAGGGCAAAACAGGAUUUUUUUUUCAAAUAAAGUUGUGACAUCUGGUCACAUCAUGUUACACUGAACUUACACUGAAUUUCAUGUUUGCUGCUGUGGUUGACUAGGCUCCUCUCCUCCUGGUGUCUCUGGGCUGAACAUUAUUUCACAGGGGCCUUUGGAGAGAGACUGGAACUAGUAGGGACUAGACCACACAAAUGUCCUUAGUUUAAUUGAACACUUCACCUGUCUGCAAUGCAACGACUUCAGGGACAGGAGUCACAGUUGGUUUGGUGAAGGGAAGGAGUGACUAUUAAGAGAGACAGGGUCAGGGCAAGAGCAGAGAAGAGGGGGGUUGAGAGGAAGAACAGAUAAGAGGGAGGGUGAGUGGAAGAGCAGAGGGAGAUGGUGGACUGACAGAUCACAAGACAGAGGUUCACGAUAGAAAUUCUGAAGGGUGGACAGAGGAGAAAAAGAGGAAGCUGAAACGUGACUGAUGACAAAAGAUAGAUCCGGAGGCAGAGGAAGCAAGAGAGCAAGAGAAAGGGAGUUUAGGUGUAGAAGUGUAGAACAAGAGGGAGAGAGACACAGAGGCUGAUUAAAAAAGACAGAGUUAGAGUGGAGAGAGCUAUGGAGAAAGUCUUCCUCGCCAUGGUUACCAUUCUGUUAGCUCUGUGUCCAGCUGGGUCAGAGGUUCUGACAGUGACUGGAGUUGUAGGAGGACAGGUGGUAAUUAAAUGUAAACACACAUUUGCAUCGAUCAAUGACAAGUAUUUCUGCAAGGACUCCUGCACUGGUUCAGAUAUUCUCAUACGGACUAGAGACAAUAAAAACUAUACUGAGAACGGAAGAUACAGCAUAUUUGACUUUAGAAAUGGAGUCGUCACUGUGACCAUCAAGGACCUGAAGAAGUCAGACUCUGGGACAUACUGGUGUGGAGUGGAAAGAGUUCUCAUGGACUCAUACCAAGAGGUGUUUCUGAGGGUUGAGGAAGGUCCUCCCACUCCACUUGACAUCAGCAGUCCCCACCCUUUUUCUACAGUCAACAGGGUGGCAGUAUCCCUAACAACAGUUCCAGGUACUCCACAGGUCAUCAUGUUGUGUGUGAGUCUGACUGUGUUGAUGUUUGGACUCAUCCUGUUUCUGAUCUAUAACUGGCAAGGAGACGGGAAUGUUUUCAGACCAGUCACCAAUUCAGACACAACAAUUUUAGAGUCCACCUACCAAACACUCAAAACAGCACCUCAAGACUCCACCUACCAAACCCUCAACACAACACCUCAAGACUCGCUGUAA